UAACGUCAAACUCUGCUGCUGCCAGUUGCCUGCGCCAACCAGCCACGGAUCACAGAUUCAGCCAGCCAGCCAGCCAGCGAGCCAGCAUUCAGUCAACCAUCUCGAAGCCAGAACCAAUCAGUCAGCCACUCGAACAAUCGCCGAACAGCGACAGGUCGCAACGUGUGUCCCAGUGCCCAGAGUAGACCCUCACCUAGCGGUGAUUCGCACAGACAGUCGGUCAAGUGUCUCUCUCGCAGCUAAUUGUCAUCAUUUGUUAAUGAUUUUUGAACCCGGAUCGUGAUUGUUAUACACGCGGCACCCACCGGCUGCUGAUUUGUCUCAUUUUAGUGCCGAGUGAAAUUAUACGAUUGCGUUUUUCUUGUGAUUUUUGUUUUGUUUGUUCGGUGACUGCUACCGGCUCCAACCACUCAGUGCGUAUGAUUAAUAUAUUCAAUGAAAAAACUGUCCAACGAAGCGUGAAAAAAGCAAGCGGGAAAAUAAGCAAAAACAGCAAACGUGUAAACUGAGCGGCACAAGAUAAGCCCACAGCCAUAAGAACCACAAACCAAGAUCCAAAACCAAAAUCAAAAACCAAAAUCCAAAACCAAAUCCAAAACCAAAACCAGAGGUAACCAGAGGCAAGCCAACCAACCAAAUAAGCUGCUGGCCAAAACGAACGAACGAUACUUUGAUCGUCAGAAAGGCUAGAACUUUCGGCAGCCACAAAUCCAUAUAAACUACCGGAUAUCGCCAGAGCGGCAAAAGGGUCUAAAAAUCGCGGCCACCAAAUGCAAGAUGGUUCCGGACCAACCAGUAAAAAUGCAGUCUGGGCCGCCGUUACCUUUGCAAAAAAAUACUAUAGCCGGACAGACUGCGGACAGUUUUGCCAGUGUUCCGUCCACUCACUCGUACGGCGGCAUCCCGACUUCGUCCGGCACCAGUUACGUUUCUAUUGGAAUCUUACCAGGAUUGGGCAGCAUACCAACCGCCACGAGCGGGGCGCUGCCAUUGUUGCUGCCUACAACGACUCCUUCAACCACAACCUUCAAGACGACCCCCUUGCUGCCGAUGCCGUCGUUGGAAGAUAUCGAGGUGGCCAACCAAAUCCAGACUCAGAUUCAGACUCAGACGCAGAGCCAGGGCCAAUCACUAGUACAGCAGCAGCAACAGCAGCAACAGCAACAGCAGCAACAGCAUCAUCAACAGCAACAGCAGCAUCAUCAGCAGCAGCAACAGCAUCCACAUCAGCAGGAGCAGCAGCCGCCCCCGGGAAUCCUUAAAUACCCAAAUCCCCUUCCACCACCCAGCGUCAACUAUAUCGGAGAGCUAAUGCCACUCCCACUCCCACUCCCACCCACCAGCACCCCCACCCCCACCACCACAUCGAUGAGCAGCGGCAACUGUGGCACGCUCAAGAGUACCGCCAAGCUGCUACCCCUCCAAUUGAUUGCCACCGCCGGACCACCGCCAAACCAUCCACCAUCGAUGUCGCUGCCCCCGGCCUCAGCAGCAGCCUCGAUUCAGGCGCAGGCUCAGGCCCAAGCCCAGGCGCAACAACAGCAACGCCAGCGUAGGCGACACGGGUGGUGCGGCUGCUUUGGAUCGGGCCACAACACCAGACCAGUCGAGAAGACAACACCGCCGCCGCCGGGCUAUGCCACCAAAUCGAAGAAACGCAAACCGAAAACGCAGACAGUCUGGUCGGCGCUGCUCACCAAUCUGGGCAUAUGCAUGCUCCUGCUGGCCUACACGUUGUUGGGCUCCUUCAUAUUUCUAACCAUCGAGAACGAGGACUCGGCACUGCUGCAUCAGCAGCACACAUUGGCCAGCACCAAGCGUAAUCUGGCGGGUAUUGGGAUUGGUAGUGCCAUAGGGAAUGGCAUUUAUCAGCAGCAGCAGCAGCAGCAGCAGCAGUCGCCACACCAGUCGCAAAGGUCGCCGCAAAUGCACCAGCAGCAGCAGCAGCAGAAACAGAAGCAGAAACAGCAGCAGCAGCAACAGCAGCAGGCAGGACAACGACAUCAUCAUCGGGCAGGACAACACACUGUGGACAAUGACACGGUGGCCGCAGCAGUGGCCGCCGCCCAGGGAAUGCUGGGCACAGGCAAUGCUGGCGGCACUGGCACCUCCUCCUAUGGAAUGGCCAACCCACAGGGCGCAUCAUCGAAUGAGUUUGUUUAUGGCGGCGUGGAUGUGGCAGACGAGGCAGAAAUUCAGGAGAUUGCUGCUGCUGCUGAAAUGCCGCAGUUUGGACUGGGACUCGGACUGGGAAUAUCGCCGGAUACUUAUGAUGUGAGGCAGCGGACCAUUGAGAAUAUCUGGGACAUAACCGUAUCGCUCAACAUACUCUACAAGGAGAAUUGGACAAAAUUGGCAGCACUGGAAAUAGCCAAGUUUCAGGACCAAUUAAUCAAGAGACUGAACGAGGAUGUUAUGCUGCAAUUAUCACACGAGGAUGUGGCCAACGCAGGCGGCGGCGGUGCCUCCGGCAGUGGCAGUGGCAGCGGCAACAAUCCAGCCACGGAAGCCGUUCUACUUCACACCCACUUUUAUCAUCAUCGUGCCGCAGGCGGAGGCGUGGUGCCCGGCGGCACUGGAGGCCCUCCGCAUGAGUGGAAUUUUGCCAAAGCGUUUUUGUAUUCGCUGACCGUUUUGACCACAAUUGGUUAUGGAAACAUUGCGCCGCGCACUACUCUGGGCAGGAUCGUGACUCUGGUUUACGCACUCUUCGGCAUUCCCCUGACUCUCGUGUAUUUGAGCAGCACCGGCAGCAUCCUGGCCAAGAUCGCCCGGGAGGUGUUCUCGAAGGCGCUGUGCUGUUGCCUGUGCUCGAACUGCGGGUACUGUUGCUACGAUGAGAAGCGGAUGGCGGAGAAGGAGCGACGCAUGCGCCGGAAGCGGCAGCAGGAGGAGCUGCGCAAGCAGCAGGCGGCAAUGCAGGAACCAUACUACGUCCGGGAUGUCUACCACACCACACCCGAAAAGCAGGCGGUGGCAGACGGCGCCGCUGGCGCUAUGCCACCGGUGGCAACGGUGGCCUCCGUCUCCAACUCCUCGGGCGGAUUGUCGGGCAUCAGUGUGGCUGGUGGCGGUCCAUGUGGUCCACCCACAUCCCUGCCGAAUGAUAUUGAUUCGCUGAGUGCCAGCGAGUCGCGCGGCUCCAUGCACGGCCUGAGCAUCAUGGCCCCCAUACUCCUCUGCUUCUCGAUGAUGAUCAUCUACAUUGUGUUUGGUGCCGCGGUGCUGUACCGCCUCGAGAAUUGGCCCAUUGUCGAUGGCAUAUACUUCUGCUUCAUGAGCCUCUCGACCAUCGGAUUCGGGGACAUGCUGCCGGGCCUGCGACGCGAGUCGAACACCACCACCUGGUUCUGUUCGGUGUACAUCAUGUCCGGCAUGACCCUCACGGCCAUGUGCUUCAACGUCAUCCACGAGGAGAUUGUCCAUCGCAUACGCAUUGUUGUUGACUUCAAGAAAAACGAUUUGGCUAACUCUGGCACCGGCCUGCCGCCAGGCGGACCCGUAAUUGUCACUGGUGGUGGCGCUGGCACUGCCACUGGCGCUGGUGGCUCCAUGAUGGACCUGGGACCCGAUGACUCUGGACAGUACUAUGUGCCGGCCUCCUCCUGACAUUACGAGAGGCGUGCGCAUCUCUAUCAGCGCAAUCCCACCGAAGAGACCCUGGUAACAGACACACCCACAUCGCUAGUGCUGAAGGACUAUGUUAAUCACGAGCUGGUACCCAUUCUGACCAUGGACCCGAACGGGGCACCACGAUUGGCC
Molecule: messenger RNA, 3762 nt
Organism: Drosophila obscura
Lineage: Eukaryota; Metazoa; Arthropoda; Insecta; Diptera; Drosophilidae
Exons: 7
Coding region: 778-3609 (943 amino acids)
Biological process (GO): stabilization of membrane potential; potassium ion transmembrane transport
Cellular component (GO): membrane
Molecular function (GO): potassium ion leak channel activity
Source: RefSeq, a predicted model, not a curated record